AAGAUAAAUUUUCUCAGCGAGAAAAUUGUUAGACCACUGAUUAAGCGGUCAUUUUACUCGACUUUUUACUUAUCGCGGUAGGAAAUAUGUAAUCUGUUUUCGAAGGUAUUCGAUUAUCGAUAGUCGAUAAGAAAAAUCUGACCUUUAGUCGCUAAUCAAGUUAAGAUUAAAAUGUACAAUCGAUAUAUUUACAUAUUUACAUAUAUAUGUAGUACUCGGAGAACUCAUAUUCGUUGAACCACGAGAGUCGUGUACUAGUAAUCUUGCUAAAAAUAAAAGGAGAAUCGGCAGGAUAAUCGGUGCGACAUUGGUACAAAAGAGUACACGAUCGUAAAGUCUGUCUAGAUAAUAGGUACAUUUAUUCCGUAAUCAUUCCGAAUACCGAAUAAUGUAGGCACAAUAAAAAUGUAAAAGGUACAGAAGGGUUCAUUUAGAAUAGAAGCUGCAUUAUCAACGUCAUUGGUAUAUUUUGGGUUUAAUUAUUAGAUAGAUGGUGUAGAAUACAUCGCGCGAAACAUCAUUAGAUCGACGACCUCGUACUGCUCUUUCAUUGCCAAUUGGAGAAACUUAACCGAUGAAAUUCUAUACGUAGACAUAUCGAUUUGUUCCGAUAGCUAAAGGUAACAUAACCGGUUAGUCAAGAAAUUGUACGAGACUUUAUUAAAUUCCCCAAGAAAUCAUUCGAACGUUGUUUAUGUAAUCUUCCGGAUAAAUAACGAACAAAUUUUUUCCUCUACUGAUAGAAAAUUCGUUAGUUACGAAGGAUUAUCGAGGAUGUAUAACGUUCAGUGUUAUUCUUAUCGCGAGUAAUCAGACGUCUUUGUCUUUUAUCUUUAUAGCUAACAGAAGAUAUAUGGCAUACAGUUAAUACAGUUCUAAUCAUUAUAAUUUAUAUUAUAAACGAUCGUAUUUCUGGAAAUUGUAUAUUAUGCUUAAAAAUAUAAUUACUAUACACGUAUAUGAGUUAAUAAUUAACACGCUUAGCUAGGUGGAAAGCAUUAGACAAGUGAAAAACGUGCAAGAUUUUGGCACAGUUUCCAGAGUCGAAGAAUAAAACGAAUAUCGUAACUCGGUCAAAGAAUGCAUGCCGAUGGAUCGUAUUAUUACGAAUCUUCCUACAGAUGGUCAAUUUCAAAACUAUUCCACUCUUACGAUUCUUGAUAAAGGGCCUGUUGGUUAAACGCUAGAUCGUCGCGGAAUAAUGUCAUUUUCUGCGUUAUUUCGAAUCUAUAUACUUUCUUGAUAAGUUCGUUUAAAGAAAUAUAGCGAUGAAACAAUGCGCAGAACAAGUUACGUAAUCCUGUGUGGACGCUGUUGCGGUCGGUGGAGGAAAGAAACUGUCCGACGUGCAACACGCUGUCGUUACUCGUUGAUGCAUCGUCAUCGUAAAUACGAACGAGCCUCUAUGUGAUCGACCACUUCGUUCGCGUUUGCCUAUCGAAAGGCGGCGUUUCACGAGAUUGAACAUCUACCAAAUUUCGAUCUACGCGCAUGCGUGUGUUUAACGCGCAUCCGCUACGAUUAAAUACGAUAACCUACACGCGAAUACGUUUGUCUAUAUCGUGUAAUUAGAAAAUUGAACAUUCGAAAGUUUCGGCAUUUAGGAAAUUUGAAAAUUAAUAAGUGUUGUCAUUUUCUCUAGAGAAGCAUAUUCUUUUACGUACGAAACAUAGUGUAUCUAGCCCAUCUGGAAUAAUUUAUAGUCACAUCUACGGCCGCAGUGUCAUAAAUUUAAAUCAAGUACAAAGGAGCACGAAAGUACAUAGAUUAUAAUUAAAUAUUCUUUCUAUAAAUUCGUGAAUUCUCGUGGUAAAAUUUAAUUACGCUACGAGAAAACUUACAUCUUCCUGCAUCGUGAACGGUUCGUCGGAAACAAAUUUCUUUCGUGUUUUAAAUAGCUUCAUUGUAAAUUUAUAUCGGUAUAUCGAAAUUGUGCAUACGAAUACUUUGUGUCAUCUCGUUUCCUCCGCAAAAUAGUAGUUUUCCAAUUUACGCGGUCAUUCAAGCGACAUCUAGAAAGCUGUAGUGUUAAUAUUUGACCGCUAGGUGGCUACGAACAACUGAUCAAAUUUCUCGCUAGUGCUUGGUCAGAGGUGCAGUUCGUAUAUAAGGAAGAAACCGAGAUCUACCUCUCGGAUAGUCCGAUGCUUCCCAGGAAAAUGUUAUCGCAUUUUUCGCGGCUUUUCAUCGGCCAACCCAUACUAAUAUUAAAUAACAUUGUGACGCAAACAAAAAAAAAGGUCUUUAUAUAAUAUUACUCUUCUUUGCGAAGAAAAAUGGUAUUGUGGUGUGUUUGUUACACAUAAAAAAAACCCCCAAACCAAUUUUAAUUCAUUUCUCCUCGCUGUUGUUGAUCAGUGGGUGAAAUUAAUUUACAAAUGCAUUUGGAACUCCUCUGUGCAUUUGUAAAACUUUCAACUGUGGAAGCCGGCAACGCGACUAUCUUUUUUCUUGAAAAUUUUUUUCCGUCAAAAUGUUCUGUGUCAUUCGAAUAAAACAUUAAUUUUAUUUUCUAACUUACGACGUACUUUUGAUAGUUAAUAAUGCGACGUUCCAAGAUUUUAAAUUUAAAAAAUUGUUCAUUCCCAAGGUUGUGAAACUUCUGUUGCGUCGUAAAUCAAGAAUAAAAAGCAAUUUGAAUUGAAUUAAUUUUGACGAAACGCGAUAGUCUCGAAAUUUAUCCCUUUUGUGCGUCGCUUACUCUUUGUACGGCGAUAUUACUUGUAUCGACCUAUCAAAGAGCAGGGGCAAAUGAUAAUGAGCUCCCGUCGCAACGUAUCACGCGUUUUUUUCCAUUUCUAUCGUAUAAUAGUAUGCGUUAUUAUGUUCCGAGUAAAAAAGUCGUUACGAUAUAUAGCGAUAACUGGCGAUGCAGAAUUUUAUGCGAAAAUUUUGUUUUCGAAAAAUAACUUUGCGUAAUAUCAUCGAGUUCGAUUUUUAAAAGAAAACUUUCGUGGAAAAAACUUUCCUAACGCAAGGAAUUGUAUCUCGAGGAUAGCGAAGAAUUCGUACGCGAAAGAUACAAUGCCGGGCUCUGGAAAGAAACCAGGACCCCUUAUCGGUGUAAUCGAUGUUGGUACACGAACAGUUCGUUUUGUGGUGUUCACCGCGAAACACGUAGCCGAGGUAGCAUCCCAUCAAAUCGACGUAGAACAAAUCUGUCCGCAGGAAGGAUGGGUGGAACAAGACCCAAAAGAGAUUCUUUUCGCGGUGAAGGCAUGCAUUAAGGACGUCAUACGAAGAUUCGAUAUACUUGGCUUGAAAGUUGACGAGAUAGUAACGAUCGGUAUCACGAAUCAAAGGGAAACAACCAUAGUAUGGGAUGCAACGACCGGUGAACCGCUAUACAAUGCUAUAGUGUGGUCCGACGUUAGAACUAGUUCGAUCGUCGAUAAGAUAAUAGCGAAAUUCCCGGAUCAAAGUAAAAAUCAUAUUAAACCGUUGUGCGGAUUACCAGUAAAUCCAUAUUUUUCGGCAUUAAAAAUCCGCUGGAUAAUAGAUAACGUACCCACUGUGAGAAAAGCAAUGCGGGAUAAGCAAUGUAAAGUGGGCACCAUGGAUACGUGGAUCGUUUGGAACUUAACGGGAGGCAAAGAUGGUGGAUUGUAUAUUACCGAUGUAACAAACGCCUCAAGGACCAUGUUAAUGAACAUAGAAACCCUUUCUUGGGAUCCCACAUUGUGCAGAUAUUUCGAUAUUCCUAUGCAAAUGUUGCCAGAAAUCAGAAGCAGUGCUGAAAUUUAUGGACAUAUCAAAAUUGAUCCAUUAAAAGGAAUCCCUAUAUCAGGCAUCUUAGGGAAUCAGCAGUCCGCGUUAGUUGGUCAAAAUUGUUUGAAAAAAGGACAAGCUAAAAACACGUACAGAAGCGGAUGCUUUUUGCUCUGUAAUACGGGAACAACGCGAGUGUAUUCAUCUCAUGGGUUAGUUACAACGGUGGCAUAUCAAUUAGGUCCAACAAGUCCGGCCGUUUAUGCAUUGGAAGGCUCCGUUGCAGUGGCAGGGGCUGCCAUUAAAUGGUUACGGGAUAAUAUGAAACUCAUAAAAGAUGUUAGCGAUUGUGAACAUCUGGCUGAAAGUGUUUUCAGCACCGGUGACGUUUACUUUGUGCCUGCUUUUAAGGGAUUGUACGCUCCUUAUUGGAGGAAGGACGCGAGAGGAAUUAUUUGCGGUAUUACCGCGUUUACCACGAAACAACAUAUUAUAAGAGCAUCGUUAGAAGCCGUUUGCUUCCAGACAAGAGAUAUCUUAGAAGCUAUGCUCAAAGAUUGUGGCUUUCCAUUGACUAAGUUGAACACGGAUGGAAAAAUGUCUACCAACAACCUUCUUAUGCAAUUACAAGCAGACCUUUGCGGCACACCUGUAUUUAGAUCAACCAUGCCAGACAUGACAGCAUUGGGAGUUGCAAUGGCUGCAGGUCACGCAGAAGGUAUAAGCGUUUGGGAACUCGAAGGCGAAGAAGUGGAAACUGUACCAAAAGACACGUUUUUGCCAACAACUACGCCAGAAGAGAGAGAUGCUAGGUACAAAAAAUGGAAGAUGGCAGUCGAAAGAAGUUUGGGAUGGGCAGCUGUGAAGAAAUCCGAUCAAAUGACAGACGAAAGAUAUUAUGUUCUAGCGUCCAUUCCUGCAAGUUGGUUCUUGCUGACAAGCUUUAUUUUACUACGAUUAAGUUAUCACUUCGAUAAUCGGUGACGACACCUUCACUGUUGUUACAAUGGAAAGUUGAUUAGAUAGAAGAUAGCCUGCAUUGUAUCGUGCAAGUUCUGACAAUACAGAAACUGCUAAAUCUUGAAGUUAUCAAUAGUAGAACAAACUAUAAAUACCAAUACCGAAUUACACAAUAAAAUAUACAGGGAAAUCGCUUCGACUCGAUCGAAUCGUGUAUACUUUCAAACUUACUAGGAAUAAUCGAUAACGACAUUGAAAGCGGUAACGCGAUACAAAAGACACGAAGUCUGAAGUAAGUUGAGUGGAAAGGUUUCAAGAAAAAGAAAGUAUUAGAAAAAAUUAGAAAAAUGCACAUAGUUACUUAAAAUAUUCAUUUAAUUAUUCGCUACCCUUUAUCGACCAUCGAUACAAGAUAACGUGGUAUUUCGUGAAUUAUCGCCGACAACGGUUGAGAGGAGAGGCACGAAAAGAGUUCACGUUACGGAUUCCCGUACAUAACCUGCCUCUCUGAUUUGCGGAAGAUUCGUCAGGAAACUUUAUUCACCGUGUUAUAUGUAUCGUAUAGAUACUUAUUAAAUUCAUAAACGUUCUAACUUCGAAACGAUUCGAAUAUCGAUUUUGAAACGUAGAAACACGUUUCUUCUGGACACUCUGGAUAUCAUUUUUCAACGGCACUUUAAGUGUAACAAAUAAACCAAUAAACUUUCACACGAUUCUACGAAUCGUCAAUCGUUAUACGUGGAAUCGUAUAACGUGCGUUAACGUUAUAAAAUUCAUUAAUAAUAUUAUCCUCUUUAUCUUAUAAUUUAA
This is a messenger RNA of Megachile rotundata (alfalfa leafcutting bee), 5478 nucleotides long. RefSeq names its product Glycerol kinase 2. Gene Ontology annotation, molecular function: glycerol kinase activity. The record is from RefSeq and is a predicted model, not a curated record. Gene Ontology annotation, cellular component: mitochondrion. Lineage: Eukaryota; Metazoa; Arthropoda; Insecta; Hymenoptera; Megachilidae. Gene Ontology annotation, biological process: triglyceride metabolic process; phosphorylation; glycerol-3-phosphate biosynthetic process.